AUGCUUCUAGAAGUGGAAGACGAAGCACGUGAUUUUACAACGAUAUAUAAAAAGGAUUUCCCAUCGAAGAAAACUGGUAGACCAAAGGAAUACAGACCACAACCCGAGUACCCUCCGCCUUUGAAUAAUUUAAAUGGCCCUUACAGAAAGUGUUUGAACACACAACGACAAAAUGCUGCUCUUACCUUAAACGAACAAACCGAGGAUCCACAACAAGCUUUAAACAGAAUUCGCAAGAAAUACCGGCAUUUAAAAGAAUUUCUUUCCGAAGUUGUACCGGAUGAGGAUUUAAUCGAAAGAGAGGAGAACAAACUUAAACAAACUGUGUAUCAAAUGGAAUAUUCAAAAGGAGAUUAUUCACCUCGUGCGAAAACAUAUGGAAAAUGGAAAGACAUUCGUUUACCGGAAGACUGGAUCAUAUCGGAAACCACUCAAACCAACUUCUACAGAAACCCAUGGAAAAUUGCAACGGAAGACUUGAUACGGCUAAAGAAAGCAAAGAAACCUCCAGACAAUUUAGUACCCAAUAGAAAAGAAAGAGAAAUUCUUCGUAUAAGGUAAGAAGGCAAGAUUACGACAGUUCUGUUGGCAUAGAUAAAUAUUACUUAUGUUUUCA
This is a messenger RNA of Bombus huntii, 616 nucleotides long. RefSeq lists its product as uncharacterized. The transcript has 3 exons. Bases 1 to 561 code for a protein of 186 amino acids. The record is from RefSeq and is a predicted model, not a curated record. Lineage: Eukaryota; Metazoa; Arthropoda; Insecta; Hymenoptera; Apidae.